Parastagonospora nodorum SN15 is the source of this 1413-nucleotide messenger RNA. RefSeq lists its product as hypothetical. The transcript has a single exon. Lineage: Eukaryota; Fungi; Ascomycota; Dothideomycetes; Pleosporales; Phaeosphaeriaceae. The record is from RefSeq and is a predicted model, not a curated record. Gene Ontology annotation, molecular function: glycosyltransferase activity. Bases 1 to 1413 code for a protein of 470 amino acids. Gene Ontology annotation, cellular component: membrane.
AUGCCUUUCCGCGCAUUCCUUUGCAGGUUCAUCUUCUGCGCCGUCUUUUCUGUUUCCGUCAUCAAUGUUUUCACCAAGGCCACCCCACCUGCAUUUUCGCUUCGACAGCCGCAGUCAUCGUCAAACGACCUGGAAGAUUUCAUAUGCCCGCAAUCACAGCUCGCGGACGAUGUGCUGGUAGUACUCCGCACAGGUGCGACCGAGUCUCGACAAAAGCUACCUGUGCAUUUUCGUACCACGCUGCUAUGCGUGCCCCACUUUCUAGUUGUCUCGGACAUGAACGAGGAGGUUGAUGGCGUCGAGGUACAUGACGUCUUGGCGGGUGUCAGUGAGCAAUCGAAGAAGGAAAGCGAUGACUUCAAGCUGUACCACCACCUGCAAGAGCAUGGACGACGGGGGCUGCCAAACCAGAAGAUCGUCACCGGCAUGUCAGGGUCAUCAAAAGGCGACUAUCUACAGACGGACAACGACGGAUGGAAGCUGGACAAGUGGAAGUUUUUGCCCAUGAUUGACCAUGCCUACGCCAGGAAGCCGGAUGCGAAGUGGUUUGUGUUCAUCGAGGCGGACACGUACUUGGGCUGGAACAACCUCCUGGACUACCUCGGCAAGUUUGACGACACGAAGCCAUACUAUAUCGGCAAGCACCUGUACAUCAACGACGUCGAGUUCGGAUACGGUGGCGCUGGCUUCGUCCUGUCGAACCCUGCAAUGCACAAGGUUAUCGAGCAGCGCUCCGAACACAUCAGCGAAUACGAGGACUUCACCAAGACGCAUUGGGUCGGCGACUGCGCACUCGGCAAGGUCAUGGAGGACGUCAAGGUUCCACUUCACCGCGCGUUUCCCCACUUCCAAGGCGAUUCACCCGCAUCUGUCGACCCAGCCAUCACCAAGAUCGACCGCGAUCUAUGGUGCUUUCCCACCAUCACAUACCACCACGUCUCGCCCGCUGAGAUCAAGGAGCUCUGGGCCUUUGAGCAGGACUGGUACAGUCGGCACGACAUCACGCUCCGCCACCGCGACGUCUUUAUGGAGCUGGUCCGACCAAAAAUCGCUCCAUCAGUCUCGGCAUGGGACAAUCUGUCCGCUGACAGGGAAUAUAAUGCGCACGACCACAGCACGGCCGACAACUCUUUCGAACGCAACGCAUGGAAGAGUUUCGCGCACUGCCGCGCCCUCUGCGACGACCAAAAAGACUGCAUUCAAUUUUCUUUCAACGCCGGUAUCUGCUCGAUAUCAACAAAAUUCACGCUGGGCUACGCUAAGCCUAACGAGCGGAUUCAAAGCGGGUGGAUGAUAGACCGCGUAGACGAUUUGUUCCGCAGUCUGGAAGAUCGGUGUGGCGUUCGGGACUGGUUUGCGCCGGAUGAGCCGGUCAGACCUGAGUUGAAGAUGAGACGGAAGAGGAGUUUGUAA